This is a messenger RNA of Anopheles darlingi, 2559 nucleotides long. It is a transcript of the gene PSR, whose product is annotated as bifunctional arginine demethylase and lysyl-hydroxylase PSR. Gene Ontology annotation, molecular function: P-TEFb complex binding; histone H4R3 demethylase activity. The transcript has 6 exons. Gene Ontology annotation, cellular component: nucleus; cytoplasm. NCBI's taxonomy places the organism in Eukaryota, Metazoa, Arthropoda, Insecta, Diptera, Culicidae. Bases 329 to 1537 code for a protein of 402 amino acids. The record is from RefSeq and is a predicted model, not a curated record. Gene Ontology annotation, biological process: phagocytosis.
GUCAGCCAAGAAUAGAGUAAGAAAAAGGGAAGGGACUGACACGAUAUCGCUUGCCGUCUUGACUGCACACCUUUCUGCUUGAGUUUCGUGAUAUAUUCGUUUUACAGACCGGCGUCCGGUGUUUUCAUCUCCGCGAUUUGUUCAGUAAUCAAUAGCGGAGCAGGCAGUAAAUGCGGAUGUACCGUUUGGAGUGCAACGCCAAGGUAACUCGAUAGCACCCUUGAUUCGAUCCUUGAUCGCUUUUCAUCUUACCAACCAUAGUUCAGCAAGUUUACUGCCAGUAAAAAUUGAAAUUGUUGAGUAUAGGCUCAGGGGAAGGCACGGUUAAAUGGCUGCAAGUGAUCAGCUAUCCACCGAGCCCAUCAAGCUUUCUCACCGAUCCCGAAAGCGCGUUCGAGAGGUAAAACGAAAGGCUAGGCCAGAACUAUUCGAUUCAUCGGCAUGGGUACAGCUAGAGUAUCAUAAAACAUUCGAUACAUUUCGCCACUUUGAGGAUAACGUUGAGCGAAUUCAUGUGGGUAAAGUUAGUUCGAAUGAGUUCAUUGAACGGUUCGAACGCAUCUAUCAACCGGUGGUUAUCGAAGGUAUGCAGGAAGGAUGGAAGGCGGAACAUAAAUGGACGCUGGAAAGACUUGCCAAGAAGUAUCGCAACCAAAAUUUUAAAUGUGGCGAAGAUAAUGACGGUUAUAGUGUGAAGAUGAAAAUGAAAUAUUACGUCGAGUACAUGCGUACGACCACGGACGACAGUCCCUUGUACAUUUUUGAUAGCAGCUUUGGUGAGCAUCACCGCCGGCGCAAGCUUUUGGAAGACUACGAAGUUCCUGUCUAUUUCAAAGACGAUCUGUUUAAGCAUGUUGGAGAAGAGCGCCGCCCGCCAUACAGAUGGUUUGUAAUGGGACCAGCACGUUCCGGCACCGGUAUACAUAUCGAUCCCCUCGGUACCAGCGCCUGGAAUGCGCUCGUGCAUGGUCAUAAGAGGUGGUGUCUAUUCCCAACGCAUACACCAAAAGAAUUGCUUAAGGUUACUGGUUCCAUCGGGGGAAAGCAGCGUGACGAAGCAAUCACUUGGUUUAGCCUAAUUUAUCCUCGAACGAAGCGCAUCGACUGGCCGGGUGAUUGCAAACCGCUGGAAAUUCUGCAGAAACCAGGUGAAACCGUGUUCGUACCGGGUGGCUGGUGGCACGUGGUCCUUAACCUCGACGAUACGGUUGCCGUGACACAAAACUUCUGCAGUCGCACUAAUUUUCCUGUAGUUUGGCAUAAAACAGUGCGAGGUAGGCCGAAGUUGUCCAGCAAAUGGUUCAAAAUGCUGCAAGUGUUCGAGCCAGAGUUGGCCAAAAUUGCAUCGGACAUGGACCUUGCCCAGGGUACCGGUGUUGCGUCCGAUAGCUCGAGCAACUCUAGCUCAUCGUCUUCCAGCUCGAGCAGCGACGAAAGUGAUACUAACUCGAACACCGACAGCGGUCAAGAGUCAAUUUCGGCACACAAGCUUAAGAAGCGCCGAAAGGAGGAGGAAGCUGAGCAAGCCAUGGCUUGAUUGUUGCCUUCCUCUAUUUCUACUGUACUUCUGUUUAUCAAGGUGGAACAGGAAAGUUCGUGACAAAUAGUUAGCAAAUUGUGCACUAUAUUAUUUGCUUAGGUUAGGAAAAGCGAUCAGCCGAUAACGCAAAUUGGCUACCGAUGAAUAGCAAUCUGUUUUGCUUCCCCUUAAAUCAAGAUCAAUCAAAUAGAAAUUCGAUAAACUCGGAUAGGUAGCACACGGUCGCGUGUCGCUGCGUGCCCUACAAUCAGCCCGCCUACAUGGAAACAAUUUUGAGAUUUUGAUUUUCAUGGACAAGAUAUCGAUCGUUUCAGUGUGCUGUUAAAGUUAUUGGAAGGUAUAUAAACCAAAAACAGGCAAAUUUGACUACAACUGGCACGGUUGAUAUAGAUAAUUCAGCGGAGAGUAUUGUGCCUUUAGCGAAAUGUAUGCAAAUAAGAAGACGAACGAAUUCAUGCAUGUGUGAAGUAGUCGAUUGCAUAGUAUAACAAACAGUAUGAGUUCUUAUCCUGCAUUGAACUGUAUUCCUGCUGCAAAUAUUUAGGAUACUAUAUUUAGAACAUUCGUAGUAGAGUUCUGUGUGAUUUUCUCACUAAAUGGAGCACAAGCUUAGCGGAAAUAGCUAUGGAUAUCAUAAUGGCAAGUAUAAGUUAUUGAGGAACAGGGAUACUACAGUUUGGAACUGGUUAAUGGGACUAAUCCGGUGAUUUAUCCGGUUGUCCCUAGAACUCAAACCAUCGAUCAAUACUUCCACUCAAGAGCUCAUUCAGUAUAUUCACAUUCAGCUAUAUCUUCAAAUUAAAAAAAUAGUCUAGAAUGCCACUCUGUCGGCAUUCAAAACACGAAGCAUCGAUAUUAAGCUUCGGAAUAUUGCCAAGAAUAGGAUGCUGAGGUUGUCAAUAAUAGGACGAGAUAGAGAUUGCGGAAGGAUUUUUUUGCUAUCACGUCACAAAACCUACUGCGGCUCUUAUUCCAUGUAGUAGCGCAAUGAUGUAUUUAUAUAAUAAAUUGAAAAUAUG